AUGGACAGAAGGCUUUGUGAUGCAGCAUUGGAAGGAGAUGUUACCGCUCUUUGUCAGUUGCUUCAAGAAGAUCCACUUGCUCUUGCUAAAGCUGCUUUGAAGUGCGAGGAUAAGAAUCCUCUUCACAUAGCAGCAAUAUUGGGCCAUGUAGAUUUUGUAAAAGCAAUCUUACAAGUUGAUUUUGCUUAUAUUAUGUGUUUGGCCCGUGAUCAAGAUGGCAGAAACCCUUUACAUCUUGCUGCCGUGUAUGGCAGAUUGGAAGUCUUGCAAGAGCUACUUUAUGCAGGAUCUCAAGUUAAUUCUGCUCAUUCUAUGUGUUUGGCCCGUGAUCGAGAUGGCAGAAACCCUUUGCAUCUUGCUGCCAUGUAUGACAGAUUGGAAGUCUUGCAAGCGCUACUUGAUGCAGGAUCUCAAGCUAAUUCUGCUCAUCCUAUGUGUUUGGCUCGUGAUCGAGAUGGCAGAAACCCUUUACAUCUUGCUGCCAUGUAUGGAAGAGUGGCAGUCUUGCAAGUGCUAAUUCGCGUCGGAUUUCAAGCAGCUCUGGAGAAGACAGAUGGCGGAGGAACCAUUUUGCACCUCUGCAUCAUAUAUAAUCAGCUGGAAGCAUUGAAGAUGCUGGUCGACAUAUUAAAACAUCCAGAGUUUGAGAAUACAAAAAAUGAGGAUGGCAUGACCAUAUUGCACCUGGCCAUGUACUAUAAGCAACAUGAGACUGUGAAGUACAUAUUGCAGAAGAGCGGAGUUGACAAUGUCAAGUCUGAAUUGGCACGUCUUGGACAUACGACUGGGGCCAAGACAAGCAACUUUUCGACUGGAUUACAGCAUUUAAUAACCGAGAGUCGUAGUUGGAUACAGGUGGCAUGCUCAAUUAUUGCAACAAUGGCUUUUCAGGCUGCAAUGAGCCCUCCGGGAGGCGUUUGGCAAGACGAUCUAACAGUAGAUUCACAUGGUACCCCGGUGCCAAAUCCACACAGAGCAGGAGAAGCCAUAAUGGCAUAUACUCAUCCCCGAAGAUAUGAACUUUUCGUUUUCACAAGCCAAAUAUCCUUUUGGGCAGCUCUGUCGACAAUCAUCAUCACCAUCUGUGAUUUUACAGGAAGUUUAGCUCGGCUUCUGCUGUCGCUUUUGCUCUACAUAGCAAUUGUCACACUAACGACAACUCAUUAUAUAUCCAUCAUUUCGGUAUACCCUAAAUGCCUCACACAAAAGAGAAGUCAGCGCACAGCUCUGGCUGGAUUGGUGCUGCUGUAUGGUAGUGUUUGCCUUCUUGGUGGCAUGCUGGUUAUCGCAGUUGUUUGGAGGAAGCUCAAGAGGAAAGAUCCUGUACAGCUUAAUCAUCUAGGAGAACCUCGGGAUUCAGCUGCUGCUCAUGUGUAG
Coffea eugenioides is the source of this 1377-nucleotide messenger RNA. Its product is annotated as serine/threonine-protein phosphatase 6 regulatory ankyrin repeat subunit A-like. The record is from RefSeq and is a predicted model, not a curated record. Gene Ontology annotation, molecular function: protein binding. The transcript has 2 exons. NCBI's taxonomy places the organism in Eukaryota, Viridiplantae, Streptophyta, Magnoliopsida, Gentianales, Rubiaceae. The coding region runs from base 1 to 1377 and encodes 458 amino acids. Gene Ontology annotation, cellular component: cytoplasm; nucleus.